This is a messenger RNA of Lotus japonicus, 950 nucleotides long. RefSeq lists its product as uncharacterized. Bases 99 to 710 code for a protein of 203 amino acids. Lineage: Eukaryota; Viridiplantae; Streptophyta; Magnoliopsida; Fabales; Fabaceae. The transcript has a single exon. The record is from RefSeq and is a predicted model, not a curated record.
AGUAAAGCUAGGUUUGCCGAACCAAAUAGCCGAACCCGGUUUGUUCAAAAGAAAAAUAAAACCACUCACUCACUCCCUUCUCUUUCUCUGUAACAAAAAUGGCGGCAUCUUCUAGAAAAUCCAGAACCCCAGUUCUCCGAUCUCUCUCACCAUCACCACGAUUCAACUCUUCACCUUCCUCCGCUUUCGCUUCCUCCACCUCCAGCUUCUCCUCCCGCUCCACCACCUUCUUCCACCACCACCGUUCCACAUCUCCCACACGUGUCAGCCUCUGCGGCGUUUCUUCAUCAUCCUCGGUCCGAUUCUCCCUGGACCGGUCAAUUUCACCGAACCGGUCUAUCUCCGUUGCGCCGCGAAGUGGUGGUUCCGGUGGUGGUCAGUUGGUGAAGAAGCAGAGUAACCAGAGGCAUCAGCAGCAGAAGAGGACGUGCAUGUGUUCGCCGACGACGCACCCUGGCUCGUUCCGAUGCAGUCUCCACAAAGGCUUCGGCUCACACUCCGCCGCGCCGUACUCGUCGAACCGCCUCAACGCGCGCAGAUCCGCCAUGACGAACUCGCUAGUCAGGAUCCGCGGCGUGGAAGGGGAGAUCGUGAGGAGAGCGCUCUCCGCGUUGAUUCGUCCUUCCUCGCAUCAGCAGAGGAGGAGAGGAGACUUUCGGCCGAGACCUAGCAGACUCUCCGUCAUGUCCAAGGCCGCCGAUGACUCAUGAUGAUGACCACCGGCCUCCGCCGUGCCGGAUUCCGCCGUAACGGCUGUAGAUCUGAAAGCCUUAUUAUGUGGUUUUUCGUUCGUCUGUGUCCGCGCGUGUGUAUAUAGAUAUUAUAGAUGAUAUAUCUGGUAGUGGCAGCCAUUGAUGGCCACUGUUUGAAGCUUCUGGACUGAAUUUCAUCAAAUCAAAAACAAUUUUGACUAAAAUUAUAUAAAAUCAAAUCUCACUUUAAAUUUAAAA